AGUUCUUUAUCUUAAAAAAUACAUUUUAUUAUUAAAUUUUUUCAAAUAUUUUUAAAUGUUACAAUAAUUGCAUUUUUUGUGUAAAUUAAACUGUUGAAAAAAACUCACUUUAUGUUUGUACUUUUUAAUUAGAGUUUCCUUUUAUCUAUUUAAGAGACAUAAUAUUUAUUUCUAUUUUCCUUAAUAUAAGGAAAAUUUUUUAUUUUUUAAUUGAGAUGGAAAACGAAAAAAUAUCCAAUGUAUUUGAUAUGCAAACAUUUUCUAAGGAAUCAUUUUCUGUGGAUGAAUUUCUUACAGAAAAUCGUAACAAAAUGUCAUUAGAAAACAUGCGAGUAGAAAUGGGUAUUUUCCUGAAAGAUCUGCGUAACCAAAUGAUUAACUCAUUAAAUGAUGACUGUGAUAAAUAUUUUCAUUUAUCAAAAGGUUUGAUUGGUAUUGAUCAACAAUUAGCUACCUUAAAACCUGGAUUACACGCAAUUAAUUACUCAAUUAUUCUAGCUAAAAAAAAUUUAGAAGAUACAUUACGUAUGUUGGAUAGUGAAAUACAACUUAAUAAACAAUUAUUUGAUGAUAAACAAGCUUAUUAUGCUAUUGUAAAAGUUCAAAACUCAUUGGAAAAACUAGAGAAUUUAUUGAAUCAAAAUGAUUGUGAUACUAUUGCUUUAACAAGAAUUGUUGCAGAAUAUAAUCAACUUAUGUCUAAUAUGGCUAAAUCUAAUAAAAUCAUUAAAUCAAUACAUUUAAAGAAACAGUCAAUAAUUAAUGAUUUGAUGAUGAAUCAUUUAAAUAAUAUGUUUGUUGCUUCACUAAAAACAAAUUCAAAAGCAGUAAAGCGUUUUCUAGAACUUUACUUAUCUUUGGGAAGAAUUAAAUCGGCUGAAGAUGUAUGUCGUGAGAAAGUUGUUGCACCAGAAAUGUCAACAUUUUUAAAUGAAAAUUAUUUACUAAAUUGUAAAGAUGGCUUAAAAGGAUUAUUUAAAAAAUGUUUUGAAUUUCUUACAUUCGAUCUAAAACAUCUUCUUGAUGCAGCAGCCGAAAAAAAUUUAUUAAGUUCUAAUUCCUGCAAGUUUGAUUUUGUUUUGAAAAGUUAUUGGCCUGUAAUUAAUGAUCACUUACAGAAUAAUUUAAAAAGCAUUUAUAAUUAUAAAGAGCCAAAUGUGUUUAUAGAAAAUUACAAAAUAACAUUUGAUGAUUUUAUGAAAAACUUAAUUGAUUUGUCUGUAACUCAGUGUGAAUCUCAAUCAUUGUGUUCAACUCAAACUUGGGAUGAAUUUAAAAAAUGUUGGAAUUUACCAAUUUAUUACCAGUAUUGUUUUCAAGAAAUUGGUUGUACCAUAGAAAAUGCAAUGUGUAACUAUAGUUUUGAGUUGUGUAAAAAUAAUUUUUUCAAACUAAAAGUCACUGAAACAGUAUGGGACUGUAUGUGUUCAUGUUUGGAUCAAAAUAUUUUUAUAAUUGAUCUUAGCCCCAAAUUCAUAAAAUUAAUUUUACACAUAAUUUCACGAUACCAAACUUGGGCUAAUGAUUCUAUAAUCAAUUCAAAAAAAGAAAUUAAAGAAUUCAGCACUCGCAUUAAAUUUCUUGAGUAUCUUGAAGAAGAUUUAAAAACUUUCUAUUUUAAAUUGAAUGAUAUUUAUAGUAUGCUACAGGAAUUAUUAGAAAUAAAAAUAUCUAAUAACAUUUUGGAACAGCUGAAGAGUUGUAUUACAGAAGUUAAUUUAAAUUCAUUGAUUAACAAUGUAUGUAAAUUUAAAGUUCAGUUGGUAAUUGAUGAAGCUAUGUCAUACGUUAUAAGGGUUACAGAUGUACCUCGUUUAUUUAGACAUACUAAUAGGGAAUAUCCAACAGAGCCAUGUAGUUAUAUGAAAUCUAUUGUUAUUACAUUAAAAAUAUUACAAGAUAAAAAUUGUAAAAAACAAGUAUUAGAAUAUGUAGUUAUUAAAUAUAUAGCUUACAUAGAUGAUGUAAUGAAAGCUAUUAAAAAAACUGAAGAAAGUUUGAGGAAGUUGAAAAAGAUAAGAGAUCCUAACUAUAAAGUUAAUUUAGAUGAUGAUAAAAUCAGAUGUCAAUUAUCAUUAGAUGUUAAUUUUUUAUUACUUUCUAUUGGUAGUAUGUUAUUGCCUCAAGUAAGCGAAAUCGAAUUAAAGCUAGAAAAAGUGAAAGAAACAAUUAUAGCAAAUAAGAGCUAAUUUUUAAAUGAUUGUAUAAAAAAAUGUCAUUAUAUAUUGUGCAUAUAAUAAAAGAAAAAUUUAGCAUAA
Daktulosphaira vitifoliae (grape phylloxera) is the source of this 2258-nucleotide messenger RNA. RefSeq names its product conserved oligomeric Golgi complex subunit 2 (gene Cog2). The record is from RefSeq and is a predicted model, not a curated record. Lineage: Eukaryota; Metazoa; Arthropoda; Insecta; Hemiptera; Phylloxeridae. The coding region runs from base 216 to 2189 and encodes 657 amino acids. Gene Ontology annotation, cellular component: COG complex; membrane. The transcript has 11 exons. Gene Ontology annotation, biological process: intra-Golgi vesicle-mediated transport; protein transport; Golgi organization.